CGGGGUUUCACAACAAGUCGGUCUGUCCCCAAGGUCGCGUCCCAUCAACUCUUUUGCAUCGCCAUUCAGUGCUUGUCCGAGCUUUGUGCGAGCGUGUUAGUUUACAUAUACAUCCCAAAUGGGCAAGGCUUUUGUGAUUUUGGCGUGCGCCUGCGCCGUCGCGUACGCACAAUUCGGUAAUUCGGGUUUCCAAUCAUCGCCAUUUGCACAAUCUUCUGGAACGUUCGGACGGGGUCAAACAACUUUCCAACAAACUUCAAGACCUGGACAGUACCAGCAAAGUAGUUUCGGAAGUCAAAACCAGUACCAACAAAACCCACCCCAACGUAAUCAAUACCAGCAAACCCAGUACCAGCAAAACCUGAAUCAACGGAACCCAUACCAGCAAAAUCAAUAUCAACAGAACCAAUAUCAGCAACCAUCAGCGCCAAAGCAAAGUUUUGGCUCCUGCAAAGACAAAGAGCGCUCCCCGGUGUCUGGUAGUUGUGACAGAUAUAACGAAUGUGUCAACGGAGCAUUUGAAGAGAAAUUAUGCCCUGAUGGUCUCCGAUUCAACCCUAGCGUGAGGGAUGACGUAUACCCCUGUCAAUACCCCAGCGAGGUGCCCUGCCUCGAGCGCUCAUCGCUACAACCCGCUCAGCCAACAGCAGACUGUCCACAUCAGUUUGGAUUAUUCAAACUGGGUGAUGCGCGAAACUGCAGCGGCUUUAGAAACUGUGUGAACGGAGUUGGCUUUGACUUCACUUGUCCUGAAGGGUUGGCCUUCAGUUCAGAGACGUACCGAUGCGAAUGGCCUGACGAAGUCGCUGACUGUGAUGCUGAAGCAUUCCUCGGCUUCCGAUGUCCAGAGGUGCCUGUAUCGAGGGAACUUGGACCACCUGUCGGAUACAGAUAUUACAGAUCAGAUGCCAAUUGCCAGAAGUACUUCAUCUGCAUCGAGAACCGUCCUCGGGCUUUGUCUUGCGGUGGAGAUUCAGCAUUUGACGAGCUCACUUCCACGUGUGUUUCUGCUGAUGAAGUCUCCAGUUGCCCUCCGGAGCUAAGAGCUUCAGCUGCCCGUUCCAGAGAGGAAGAAAAGCAACGACUGGCAAAGGAAGUGUCUUUUAAUGCCAAACCGCUACAGCAAAAAAGGAGAUAUUGAUAGAAUGUAAUGAAAUAAAGUCAUGUACAGAUAGGUCUUGAACCUUUUAUACCUUGUAGGUUAUUACCUAGAUAGAUACGAGCUGUGAUGCAAUUUUUGUUAAUACAAUAGGAAGGUAUAAUUUUUACUAAACCAGUGAAACUAUUGUCAUAAUUUUCACCACACAAAUUAAAAUACCUUUUACGUUUUAUAUAUACAGACACAAUCUAUUACAAGUGCAAACUGUACAAGUACAUAGGUAUUAUUUUAUUUUUAACAUACUUAUGGAUGUACUUCGCAAUAAAAAAUAGUCUUUUUUAUUUCAGUAUUGUAAGGUACAAUACUUUUGUUCGCCUUUUUUUUGUUGCAUCGUAAAAUAAAUUUAUUAGAAGACCGUAUUUACUGUAAAACUACAAUAAAACCUACUACUAUUACUAGUUAAGAAUUGUACAAAUAAAUACAAAUAUAACAUUAAA
Galleria mellonella (greater wax moth) is the source of this 1596-nucleotide messenger RNA. Its product is annotated as protein obstructor-E-like. Gene Ontology annotation, molecular function: chitin binding. Gene Ontology annotation, cellular component: extracellular region. The coding region runs from base 119 to 1141 and encodes 340 amino acids. Lineage: Eukaryota; Metazoa; Arthropoda; Insecta; Lepidoptera; Pyralidae. The transcript is spliced from 7 exons. The record is from RefSeq and is a predicted model, not a curated record.